Molecule: messenger RNA, 576 nt
Organism: Endocarpon pusillum Z07020
Lineage: Eukaryota; Fungi; Ascomycota; Eurotiomycetes; Verrucariales; Verrucariaceae
Exons: 2
Coding region: 1-576 (191 amino acids)
Cellular component (GO): cytoplasm
Molecular function (GO): gluconokinase activity
Source: RefSeq, a predicted model, not a curated record
AUGAACGGCGGGUUAAUUGAGCAGCAAGAGAUGAAGCAUAUCUGGGUGAUUACCGGGCCAGCCGGGUGUGGAAAGACCACGGUCGCCCAAUAUCUUGUGAAACAGCUGUCACUGCCGUAUGUUGAGGGGGAUGACUAUCACUCCAAAACCAGCAAACACAAGAUGGCCAGCAAUAUCCCUUUGACUGAUGACGACCGGUGGAGCUGGCUCAUCGAACUACGCAAGGAAGCGAUGAAGCGGCUCCAGAGUUCCCCUGGUGUCAUAGUGACAUGCUCGGCUUUGAAGCACAGAUACCGAGACGUGCUCAGGGUAGCACACUACGAAAACCCCAAUAUUCAGGUCCACUUCAUCUAUCUCCGAGCAGAUCGCAAGACGUUGCAAGAACGGGUAGCCAAUCGCCAAAACCACUACAUGAAAAAAGAGAUGGUGAACAGCCAGCUUGACAAUCUGGAAGAGCCUGAGGAGGAGGAAUGGGAUGCUAUGAGCGUCGACGUGCGGAGCACACCCGAAGAGGUCCAGCACGCAGCUUUAGAAGUGGUGAAGAAGAAGCUGGCCGAAUAUCAACACCAGUCGUGA